Ascochyta rabiei is the source of this 387-nucleotide messenger RNA. RefSeq lists its product as uncharacterized. The record is from RefSeq and is a predicted model, not a curated record. The transcript is spliced from 2 exons. Bases 1 to 387 code for a protein of 128 amino acids. NCBI's taxonomy places the organism in Eukaryota, Fungi, Ascomycota, Dothideomycetes, Pleosporales, Didymellaceae.
AUGAACUUCUCCAUCAUCGUCGCUACCCUUAUCGCCGCCGUCGCUGCUCAGGCCAGCGACGACACCUGCUCCGCUCCCAUCACUGUCACCGUUACGGAAACCCUCUCCUACGGCAUCCGCACCCCCAGCGCCCCGGCCUCGCUCGCUGUUACCGCUCCGGCACCCUACCCCACCGGCAGCGCCGCCCUGCCUCCCGUCGUCCCCACCAGCGCUGCGUCGACGCCCCUCCCUUCCGUGGCUUCGUACGGCACGGCUUCGCCUUCCGGUACCGGUGCGUACAGCGCGCCUGUCAGUGAGUUCACUGGCGCUGCUGCCAACUUGAAGGUUGGUGGUGUCGUCGCUGGUGUUGGUGCUGGUGUUGGUGCUUUUGCGGCGCUGUUCUUGUAG